ACUCGAUCUGGCUGAAUGUGACCAUGUACUACUACAAAGAUGCAAUCCUUCACUAUCUCAAUACGUUGCUGGAAUUGAACAGACAACUUGUCGAUGAAUACUUAAUCACGACGGAGGGACAUAAAGAGGGUGGUCAAAUUCUUCUCAACGUCUCAAUUCCGACCAACAUAACGCAAACGUUCAUCUCGAUAAGCUUAUUUCUCACAUUCCCCAAUUCUCCAUGGUACCUGUACAGCUACAUUUAUUCUCCUGAUCAUGGAUGGUGGUGGCUCAUUCCGGGUGCAAUUCAGGAGUACCUCAUGGUCGGUCAGAUCUUGUCAGUCUACCUUCUCAUCGCAUGGAUUACUGUAGCACAUGCAAACAGUGUCGAGUUCUGGCUACAAGAAGCUCACAAACUGAACGAUUCUGACAUGACGAAAAAAGAACUUCGCUAUGCCCACAACGCGAUAAAAGUGUACCGCCGCCUGCAAAUCUUGACCACCCUUUUUAAUGAUGCCAUGGCUCCAAUGGCUGUCGCCGUGGUCAAAGUGAUCAAUUGGACAGCCCUUAUCCCAUGCGGAUUUGUGCUAAUUCGCUCGAUGAAUGGGAAAAUUGUGGAGGAAUUUCCUGGCAUUCUGACAUAUCCUUUUGGUGUUAUUGAUUGCGUGACAUGUUCGUACGGGCUGCUGCAAAUGUCGGCCAGGAUGUACGAUAUUUCUGCAAGUUUGCUAACUUCAUGGAGUCAAACAAGGCAUAAAGCACUGAGGAAGAUUUUAGUCUCUUGUCCCGUACUUAAAGUUAAGAUUGGACGGUUGUACUUUGUCACGACGUCAACAACGGUCACAUAUUUUAAAUCCUGUUUGGACUACAUUAUUAAUGCUAUCGUUUCGUUCGAAUGAAGAGCUUACGAGGUGAGGUAGAUACAAAUGUACUUAUGUACCUAACAUGAAAGGGCAAUUUAAUAUUUCGCACGAUUUGUGCCUGGUAUCUGCAAUUAUUUAUGGUUUUAUUAAUAAUACAUAGAUUGCCGUGCUACAUAUGUGUGUUGUGUACGAGUUGUCUAAAAAACGCAUGUUGAAGAUAGUGAGGCUUUAAUUAUUUGAGACUAAUACCAUUGCGUAAGUGAACAAACUAUUAGAAUAUUUAUGUAUGUACCACCUGAAUGUCUGAUUUGUGUACAAUUACAACUAUGUGCUACCUUUUGAAUUAGCAAAGUUGUGCUACUGCUAAAAUUGUCAUAAGAUUUAUGCUAAUUGCUCAAUUUACAAAAUUUCGACUAAAUGUAUCAUUAUAACAUGUAUAACUGAAUUGCCACCCAUGUCAAGGUACGACCAGGACCAACUAUCUGUAUUAUGUACGAAUAUGCAUGUAAAAUGUUCAUCACUUAAAUUUAAUUCAUCGUCGGUAUUUCAUUAUCGCAAAUGCUACCCUUCCUCUAUGUAAAUAUGCACUUUGCAAUUUUAUCAAAUAUUUGCACAUAUAUAUAUGUCCUUUAUCCUGGAGGUUACAUAAUAAAUACAGCCCCACCCUCGUCCACCUGGUCAGUAUAAU
Messenger RNA from Folsomia candida, 1530 nucleotides. RefSeq lists its product as uncharacterized. The transcript has 4 exons. The record is from RefSeq and is a predicted model, not a curated record. The coding region runs from base 24 to 878 and encodes 284 amino acids. Lineage: Eukaryota; Metazoa; Arthropoda; Collembola; Entomobryomorpha; Isotomidae.